Molecule: messenger RNA, 1460 nt
Organism: Aplysia californica (California sea hare)
Lineage: Eukaryota; Metazoa; Mollusca; Gastropoda; Aplysiida; Aplysiidae
Product: N-glycosylase/DNA lyase
Biological process (GO): base-excision repair, AP site formation; base-excision repair; nucleotide-excision repair
Cellular component (GO): nucleus
Molecular function (GO): 8-oxo-7,8-dihydroguanine DNA N-glycosylase activity; damaged DNA binding
Source: RefSeq, a predicted model, not a curated record
UUGAUUGAAGAUGAUGGCCGCGAAAUGGCAGAAACUUCAGUGCUCAAGAUCCCAGUUGUGUCUCGAAACUGUGCUUACCGGAGGCCAGUCAUUUAGGUGGAAGAGAAAUGAUCGAGAUGAGUGGAUGGGUGUUAUUUCUGGAUGUGUAUGGCGUCUCAAACAGACAGACGAACACUUGCUGUAUCAAGUGUACAGUCCAGAAGACAAGGCGAAAGUGAAAGUAGAUAAAGCGCCAAUAAAAAGUGAUAAACUGACCCUUUGUCCUCCUUUUGCUAAGGAAUCCCUAAAAGCUUCAAGAAGAAAUGGGAAGAGGAGGCAGGUAAAAGAUGAACCAUCUGCAGGUUUUGACACCCCUGUCAUGAAGAGAGUUAAAGAAGAGGCAUCAGAGAAUGAUGAAAUUGUAAGUCAAAGUUUAGGCCUAAAUGGGUUCACUAAAUUGACUGAUUUAAUAAAUACUGAUGAUGAUGACUCUUCCACUAAAGCUAUAUUGAGAGAUUAUUUCCAGCUGGACACUAAUCUUGACCAACUGUACUCUGAAUGGUCCUCUAAGGAUGAUCAUUUCAAAAAAGUUGCAAGCAGCUUCCGAGGCAUUCGGAUCUUGAGACAGGACCCUGUGGAGAACCUUGUGAGUUUUGUGUGCUCCUCCAACAACCACAUCUCCCGCAUCUCCAGCAUGGUGGAAAAACUUUGCACCCACUACGGACAUCUAAUCACUAGUGUUGAUGAAAAGGACUUCUAUGCCUUCCCUCCUCUCUCUGCCCUGACGGGAGAUGAAGUUGAGACCACACUUCGCCAGCUUGGCUUUGGCUACCGAGCAAAGUUCAUCUCCAGCAUUGCCAAGACUGUGUGUGAGGAGAAGGACCCUGGUUGGCUGAGCUCGCUGAGGGGAAGGAGUUACACUGAAGCAAAGACGGAGCUGAUGACUCUGAUGGGAGUUGGAGCUAAGGUGGCUGACUGCGUGUGCCUUAUGUCGCUGGACAAGCCCGGAGCUGUUCCUGUGGACACGCAUGUAUGGCAGAUCACUCUACGACAUUACAUGGCCUCUCUACAGAAGGCAAAGUCUCUUACUGAACGUAUCUACAACCAGAUUGGUGAGUCUUGUUCACUGCUGAUCUGAGACAUAACAAAGACAAGGGUGCUUCAGCCUCGAAGAACGAAAAGACAAAAUGCGACACAGACUCCAAAAAGAUCAGCAAAUCAACUGCAAAACGCACAAAGAAAGUUAAGACCUGAGCUGACAAAACCUGGUGUCGCACACUGACCAUAAAUACUAACGUGUUCUUAGAUAUUUGUGUUUGUUGAUUGUAGACCGUGUGUUCAGCAGUUUUGACAAAAUCUUGUCAGAUCUCACCCUGUAAUCUUUUCUAGAGUUCUUAAAUCGGUUGUCAUUUUUCAAGGCUGUAGACUAUACUCCUCCCUCUCCUCCCCCCCCCCUACACACUCACACUGACACACUCAAU